GCUGCCCUUCGCCGUGUGAUUCACUCCACUUCACUCCUCAGCAUUUCCACUGAACUAGCACUCCAAGCAGAGGAAGAAGGAGAAGAAGAGAGGCUCUAGCAGCCAUGGGAGCUCAAAAGAAGGGUGCGAGGGCUCAUCUCCUGGCGAGCUUCCUGCUCGCCGCGUUGGCCACUCAGGCAUUCCUUGUCUCGGCCAGGACUGCCCCCUCGACGGACAAUGCAAGCCAAGAUGAUGUGAAGAAGCCGGACUGCGUGCCGUCGCUGGACCCGCACUCGUUCCCGGGCCACGGGGGCACCACCAUACCGAUCCCGUCGCACGGCUCCCCCUCCGGCUCCGGGAGCACGACGCCGUCCUACGGGACUCCGCCGCCGUCACACAGCGGCUCAGGCUCGAUCCCCGACCCGUCGCACGGGGGCACGACGCCUAGUCCUUCUUCCCCGUCCCACGGCCACGGCGGGCACGGCCACGGCAGCUCGUCCUCCCCGUCCACCGGAGGCGGCGGCGGCUACGGGAGCUCCCCUUCCGCGCCUUCCACCGGCGGCGGCGCCUACGGCGGGAGCCCGCCUUCGUCCCACGACGGAGGCGCCUACGGCGGGAGCUCCCCGACCACGCCGUCCACCGGCGGAGGCGCAUACGGCGGGUCUCCCCCAGCGUCCGGAUCCACGACUACACCGUCGACGCCCAGCAGCCAUGGGACCGUGGUCGACCCCAACAGCCCCGGGACUUGCGAGUACUGGAGGUCGCACCCGAUGCAGAUUUGGUCGGCGCUGGGCGGGAGCUGGCCGAGCUCGGUGGGCCACUUCUUCGGCGGCGGCAGCGGGCUCGGGUCGGGCGUGAGCAUCCAGGACGCGCUGGGCAACACGGGCAACGACAGCUCCAGCGCGCUGCUGCGCGAGGCCACGGCCGCGCUGCUCAACUCCAUGACCCGGGCGGGGUUCCCUUACACGACCUCGCAGGUCAGGGACGCCUUCGCGGCGGCCGCGGCGCCGGGCGCGUCCGACGGCGCCAAGACCAAGCAGGCGGAGGCGUUCAAGAAGGCCAACGAAGGGAGCAAGGCGUGAUAUGAUGGAUGGAGAGAUGUACUAGACUGCUAGUACUAGCUGGAUAGCUAUCUGUGGCACGCGGCCAUGUUGUGUUUAAGGCGCGUUUUGGUUGUUUCGGGUUCGAUUGUUUGGGUUGUGUGUUUGGUGUUCUACGUGUGGGUUGGAUCUCUAUCUGUGUACUUGUGUUGUAAUGACGACGACUCUCGUCUUUAAGUUUUGCAGUGUUUCGUACCGAUAAAUCGCAUUGAGUUUGCGUCAGGUGAUUAA
Brachypodium distachyon (stiff brome) is the source of this 1310-nucleotide messenger RNA. RefSeq names its product protodermal factor 1. Lineage: Eukaryota; Viridiplantae; Streptophyta; Magnoliopsida; Poales; Poaceae. The record is from RefSeq and is a predicted model, not a curated record. Bases 105 to 1061 code for a protein of 318 amino acids. The transcript has 3 exons.